GUCUUGUUCCCGAGGAUGUUUAUUCAUCUUUCUUCAAGUCGUUUUGAUUAGAGCGUUCAUGAUUCAAUGCUUAAUGUUUUGAAGACCCUAUGCAACUGCGUUCUUUUAAAGUUUAAGGCAAGAUGGCAGAGAAAAUUGAGGACUUGAACCUGCCCAACGCUGUCAUUACAAGAAUAAUAAAAGAUGCAUUACCAGACGGUGUGAAUGUAUCUAAGGAGGCCCGGGCUGCGAUCUCACGGGCAGCCAGCGUGUUCGUGUUGUAUGCUACAUCCUGUGCUAACAACUUUGCCCUGAAGGGUAAGAGGAAGACAUUGAAUGGGACUGAUGUGAUUGCUGCAGUUCAAGAGAUGGAGUUUGAACAGUUUAUGGACCAGCUGAAAGACAGUUGGGAAGCUUUCAAGAAAGAGCAGAAGGACAAAAAGGAUGCGGCAGAAAAACGGAAAAAGACAAAGGAAGGUGAGAAGGCUGAGGGCAGCAGCACUGGGCAGCCAUCACAGGACGAGGUAAACACAAGCACAGAGGCUGCUGGGAACACAGACAGCAUGGAACAGGGUGAAGACAAGGAGGACGAACAGGAGAUGUAGAUGUCAUUGUUUGAUAAUACUAGUUUCUUAACAUUUUGUACAUGUUUAUAGACAAAUGAUCACAGAACAAUGUUGGAGAAUUUGAUAUUCUCAUUGUAACUUAGUAGCUACACAUACAGUACAUCCUUUUGUAAUAAGUAUAAUAGUGUUUGAAGAGUACAGUGCAGAAGGAUCAUAUGUUGUAUGAUCAUAAUUGUAAACAAGUGUAUUGUUAAGGAUGAAAGAAAAUUGAUUGAAAUUAUGAAAUUGAAACUGAGGUGUUUUUACCCUAACAGUUUUACAAACUUGAUAGAAAUUCUGUACUCCAAUACAUUGCAUAUCUUCAUUCCAGUAUUCUUCCCAAUACAAUAGUAAGUACAUUGAUACAUAUUCCCACUGGUUAGUAUGUACAGAAGACAUAUUGUAUUGAUAACUUUCUGAGAAACUGCGAUCCUAUGCUUUUAUAAAUAAAGCAUUGUUGAUAAAUAAA
This is a messenger RNA of Branchiostoma floridae (Florida lancelet), 1053 nucleotides long. RefSeq names its product DNA polymerase epsilon subunit 3-like. Bases 123 to 584 code for a protein of 153 amino acids. Gene Ontology annotation, molecular function: chromatin DNA binding; protein heterodimerization activity. NCBI's taxonomy places the organism in Eukaryota, Metazoa, Chordata, Leptocardii, Amphioxiformes, Branchiostomatidae. The transcript has 5 exons. Gene Ontology annotation, biological process: leading strand elongation; heterochromatin formation; DNA damage response. The record is from RefSeq and is a predicted model, not a curated record. Gene Ontology annotation, cellular component: epsilon DNA polymerase complex; CHRAC.